CUGACCUCUUUCCCGCGAUGACAGUUUCCUGCAGGCUGUGUCAGACGGGACCUGGUCGUCCUCACAGCGGGAUGUAUUGGAGGGGAGACGGGGUUACCGGAGUUUACUUGGUGGACAUGCAGAGGACCGGGCUGCUGCUGCUGGACUGAAUUAUAAUUUAAUUUCCAAGGACGAGCGGAAACAGAGGAGAAAUGAGUAACAGGAUGGAGGGUUCGAAGGGACCAGGCAACAAGAACGGACCCAUCGCAGCGCCCAGCAGCCCUGUGAGCUCCACCGUAGGCCCACCUCUGGCCCCAGAAGAGCUGGCGCAAGAGCAACAGUCGUCUCUGACAGAUGUCACCCAAAUGUGGAUUAAAUACGCAAAGACUUUUGCCAUCAUCCUACCGAUCUACGUCCUGGGAUAUUUUGAGUUCAGCUUCAGCUGGGUUCUGAUCGGACUCGCCAUGUUGUUCUAUUGGAGGAAGAACCACGGCACUAAGGACUACAGGAUAAACCGUGCCUUAGCAUUCCUGGACCAUGAGGAGAAAGUUGUGAGGCAAAGUGUGCCUACUGCUGAGCUGCCACCAUGGGUCCAUUAUCCAGAUGUGGAGAGAGUGGAGUGGCUGAAUAAGACCGUGAAGCAGAUGUGGCCGUUCAUCUGCCAGUUUGUGGACAAGCUGUUCAGAGACACCAUCGAGCCGGCGGUGCAGGGCGCCAACCCUCAUCUCAGCUCCUUCUGCUUCACCAAGAUCGACAUGGGCGACAAGCCGCUGAGAGUGAACGGGGUGAAAGUUUACACGGAGAAUGUGGACAAGAGGCAGGUCAUCAUGGACCUGCAGGUCAGCUUCGUGGGGAACACGGAGAUUGACGUGGACAUAAAGAAAUAUUACUGCAGAGCUGGAAUCAAAAGCAUACAGCUCCAUGGGACGAUGCGGGUGGUGAUGGAGCCUCUGCUGGGGGACAUGCCUCUGAUCGGAGCUCUGUCCGUCUUUUUCCUCAAGAAACCAUUGCUGGACAUCAACUGGACGGGACUCACAAACAUGCUGGACAUUCCCGGUGUCAAGUAAGUCAAUGCAUGAAAA
Messenger RNA from Labrus bergylta (ballan wrasse), 1061 nucleotides. The record is from RefSeq and is a predicted model, not a curated record. Lineage: Eukaryota; Metazoa; Chordata; Actinopteri; Labriformes; Labridae.